This is a messenger RNA of Perkinsus marinus ATCC 50983, 225 nucleotides long. RefSeq lists its product as hypothetical. The transcript has a single exon. Lineage: Eukaryota; Perkinsozoa; Perkinsida; Perkinsidae. The annotation marks the transcript as partial. The record is from RefSeq and is a predicted model, not a curated record.
AUGCGAACUCUCCUCCUCGCCAAGUGGCAGCAGACCCAGCAAUCCCACACUCAGUCCUUCGAGGUGUACCUCAAGGAAUUAGAGAGGCAACGGGUACUGUUGAAGCACAACAAGCACCAUAUCUCGGAUCAAGAUCUAGUAGAGAAGCUGCUACUGACUACGACAUCGCCUUACAAGGACUGGGUAGCAGAGUGGGUUGCCGAGGAAAGAGAACCGAGAGAGAUG